AUGGCGCUCCGUGGACAGACAAGCCCCUUCGGUCCCUAUGGUGGUCUUUGCCGCCAGUUUCUGAUGCGAGACCAGGAACGUCAAGAGGAAACCCCACAGAGACUGGAGCAGCUUGGGGCAGGGUCUGGUGCGGCAGACGUCGAGUACGAGCAGUUUAUGAAGGCCAAGGAAGUGCAGAGGGUUAUGUUCCAGCAAGAGAACAAGACCAUAGUACAUCAAUGUGCCGACACGGACAUCAUCGAGGCUACAACAGGGUCCAUUGCCUGCAUCGAUGGGAACCAAGCCGCAGCUCACGUUGCCUACGCCCUCAGUGACUGCGCCUUCAUUUAUCCCAUCACGCCGAGCUCUCCGAUGGGAGAGAUGGUGGACGAAUGGGCCGCGCAAGGCCUCAUCAACUGCUACGGACAGAAGCUCAGUGUGACGGAGAUGCAAAGCGAGGCUGGCGCAGCCGGUGCUCUCCACGGGGCAUUGAAAGCAGGUGCCUUCAGCACCACCUUCACUGCCAGUCAGGGUCUGCUGCUGAUGAUCCCGAACAUGUACAAGAUCGCGGGCGAGUUGCUGCCGUGCGUCAUGCACGUCGCCGCACGGGCUCUGGCGGGACAGGCCUUGUCAAUCUUCGGGGACCACAGCGAUGUGAUGGCCUGCCGCUCGACCGGUUGGGCCAUGCUGGCGUCCGAGUCGGUGGAGAUGGCGCAGGUGAAUGCAAUUGUCGCCCACCUUGUGUCCAUGGAGCGACGGGUCCCAGUGCAGCACUUCUUUGAUGGGUUCCGCACCAGCCACGAAGUGAACAAGAUCAAGCUCAUCGACUACAACACCAUGAAGUCCUUUAUCAAUUGGGAUGCUGUCAAGGAGCAUCAUGACCUAGCAAUGAAUCCUCGCCACCCGCAUGUUCAGGGCACGUCACAGGGUCCCGACAUCUUCUUCCAGUGUGUCGAAGCGGGCAACACCUUCUAUGACGGGCUGGCAGAUCUCUUUGAGGAGAAGGGCAAGCUGGUGCAAGAGCAGACCGGCUUGCACUUCGCCCUCUACGGCUAUGAAGGGCAUCCAGAGGCCAAGCACGUGAUAGUGGUGAUGGGCAGUGCCGCCGUGACUUGCGGAGAGACGGCCAUGUUCUUGUCGAAGCACAAGGGGCAACGCGUCGGCGUGCUGAAGGUGCGUCUCUUCCGGCCCUGGGACAGCUCGCGGUUUCUGGCAGCCUUGCCAAAGACAACGGAGCGUGUCUGCGUGCUGGAUCGCACCAAGGAGCAGGGGUCCCAGGGAGAGCCGCUCUUGUUGGAGGUUGCCUCGAUGCUGCAUGCCAGUGCUCACCCGGAGAUCGUCGUCGUCGGAGGCCGCUAUGGCCUGGGCUCGAAAGAGUUCACGCCCAACAUGGUGCUGUCCGUCUUCGAGAAUCUCGCCAAAGACAGCCCGAAGCCGAGAUUCGUCGUGGGCAUCGAAGACGAUGUGACGCACCUGUCUUUGCCGGUGGGCCCAUGGCUCAAUGUGCUUCCAGAGGGCACCACGGAGUGCAUGUUCUAUGGGCUUGGCAGUGAUGGUACCGUCGGGGCAAACAAGAGCGCCGUGAAGAUGAUCGCCCUGGGAACCGAGCUCCAUGCGCAGGCAUACUUCGAGUAUGAUGCCAAGAAGAGCGGUGGCGUGACCAUCAGCCACUUGAGGUUCGGGCCCAAACCGAUUCACGCCCCUUACAACGUCCGUGCUGCCGACUACAUGGCCAUCCACAAAUCGAGCUACGUGCACAACUAUGACAUGACCCGCUACCUGAAGCAGAACGCCGUCUGCGUGAUCAAUUGCUCCUGGGACGUGAAGGAGUUGGAGCAGCAGCUGCCUGCGAAGAUGCGGCGCGAUCUGGCAGAGAAGAAGGCAAAGCUGUUCAUCAUCGAUGCUACCAAGAUUGCAGUGAAGGCCGGCCUGGGCAAGCGCAUCAACAUGAUCAUGCAAACCGUCUUCUUCAAGCUGAGUGCCGUCAUGCCGUACGAAGAGGCCGUGGAGAUGCUGAAGAAGAGCAUCAAGAAGAUGUAUGGCAAAAAGGGCGACAAAGUGGUGAAAAUGAACAUCGAUGGGGUCGAUGCUUCAAUCGAGGGCAUCGUGGAAUGCGAAGUUCCAGCUGCUUGGGCAUCCCUGGCAGUCGACACGGAGGCUUCCGAUGGCAAGAAAAGCAUGGUCGCCUAUGCCAAGGGGCCACGCAUGUUUCCGGAAGUGCAGAAUGCCUCGCAGUUUGCCGCGCAAGUGCAGAAACCUUGUAACAAUCUGGAUGGCAACUCUCUUCCUGUGAGUGCCUUUGUGCCCGGUGGCCGCGUGCCAUGCGGUACCAGUCAGUACGAGAAGCGUGGCAUUGCUAUUCAGGUGCCUACGGUAGACAUGGACAAGUGCACGCAGUGCAACAAGUGCAGUCUGAUCUGCCCCCAUGCAGCUGUGAGACCAUUCCUGAUGACCUCUCAAGAGCUUGGGAAAGCACCGGCAUCGUUCAAGGAAGGCAGUCGUUCUGCCAUCGGAGGAGGUGUUUUGGAUAACUACCAAUACCGCAUUCAGGUGUCGCCUUGGGACUGCACUGGCUGCGAGCUUUGCGUGCGCAUUUGCCCCGCAGACGCACUCACCUUGGGUCCAGCAGAGAAGGCCAUUCAGGAAGAGGAGGCCAACUGGAACUUCGCCGUGGCGCUGCCGGACCGCGGCGACGAAAUUGACAAGACGACGGUCAAGGGCUCCCAGUUUCAGAAACCAUACCUUGAGUUCUCAGGGGCGUGCGAGGGCUGUGGCGAGACGCCGCACGUGAAGCUGAUGACGCAGCUCUUCGGCGAUCGACUUGUUAUUGCCAAUGCCACAGGCUGCUCCUCGAUCUGGGGUGGCUCCAACCCAUCCUUCCCGUACACCACGAACAACAAGGGAGAGGGUCCCGCAUGGGCCAACUCCUUGUUCGAAGACAACGCUGAGUUCGGCUUCGGCAUGCGCAAGGCCUUCAAGCAGCGCCGCGACUACCUCGCAAUGCAAGUGGAGGACACCUUGGCGGAUAAGUCCGUGACGAUGUCCGACGAACUUCGUCAGGCACUGCAGCAGUACUUGGUGAUGCGCAAGGAGCAGAUGCACGACCUCUUGCUGCCCAAGGGCCGCAGCAUCUACCAUCAGAUCAUGGAGAAGCUCGUGCCGCUUUUGGAGAAGGAGAAGACCACGCAUCCAAAGAUCCACAACCUCUACGACUUGGAAGACAUGUUCGGCCGCAGCAGCUUCUGGAUUGUUGGUGGAGACGGCUGGGCCUACGACAUCGGGUACGGUGGCCUGGACCACGUGAUUGCCAGCGAGGAGCACGUGAACAUCCUCGUCCUCGACACGGAGAUGUACAGCAACACGGGCGGUCAGGCAUCCAAGGCAACACCCAAGGGAGCUAUGGCCAAGUUUGCCGAGGGUGGCAAACUCACACAAAAGAAGGACCUGGGCCAGAUGGCCAUGACAUACAAGAACGUUUACGUCGCGAGCAUCUGCGUGCAUGUGAACCCUCAGCAAGCUGUGCGAGCUCUGAUCGAGGCGGAUGCCUAUCCAGGCCCUAGCCUGAUUCUGUCCUACACCCCAUGCAUUAGUCAAGGCUUCCCGAUGGCGGAGUCAAUCCAGCAUUGCCAGAUGGCCGUUGACAGCGGCUACUGGCCCCUCUACCGCUACAAUCCUGAGGCUGCGGCGCAUGGCAACAAUCCCUUCCAGCUCGACAGCCGAAAGAUCAAGGGCGACCUGUUCAAGCUCCUGGCAAAGGAGAACCGCUUCGCAGCCGUGAUGCGUCGCGACCCAAAGCACGCCGAGGAGUUGGACAACAAGCUGCAAGAAAAUGUGGUGCAGAAGAAUCACCUGCUGCAGGUCCUGAACAAGGAGGACUUGGAAGGGCAGUUCUCCAAGCUGGUCGAAGGUCUUUCGGAUGCGAAGAGCUCGGGUGACUCUAUCACGGUGCUAUAUGGCAGUGAGACCGGCAAUGCGGAGGAGCAGGCGAAGAAUCUGAUGCAAGACCUCAUUGCACGCGGACUGAAAUCCACAGUGAGCUCGUUGGAUGACUUCGAGUUCGAGGAGCUGCCAAACCAGAAGAUUGUCAUCUUGGUGGUGUCCACGUGCGGACUGGGCGAAUAUCCGGCCAACUGCAAGCAGACCUGGCUCAAGCUCCAGUCUCCGGAUCUGCCAAUGUCCUGGCUGGCAGGUGUGAAGUUCUGCGUCUUCGGCCUGGGCGACUCCACCUACAGCCAGUUCUGUGUGGCUGCUGCCGGCUUCGACACCCGCUUCGGCGAGCUCGGCGGGCAGCGCAUGCUGAAGCGGGGCGUGGGCGACGACCGUGAUGAGGACAGGUACUACACUGGUUGGGAGGCCUGGCUGCCAGAGCUGUGGAAGGUUCUCGGGGCCCCGGCUUUGCCGCUGAGCCAAGACAUCCCUGCGCCUUCCUAUCGCGUGGAUGCAUCCACAGGCGAUGUGGCAAAGCCACCCAUCAGCGAUGACGACAUCAUCCCGCCCGGUGCCAACAGACUCACGCUGCUCACCAACAACGUGCUGACAGGGGAUGCCAAGUACGAUCGUGAUAUUCGGCAUUAUGAGUUCAAGAUUGAAGGCACGAACGUUGCGUACAAGACAGGCGAGAGCCUUGCCAUCUGGCCCCGCAACCCGGAAGACAAGGUCCUGGAAUUCUGUGAGAUGAUGGGCUUCGAUGCCGGGCAGCACCUGCGGAUCCUGCCUCUCGAGGGUGCGCGCAACUGGUGUCCUACGGAGCUGAGCGUGCGCCAGCUUUUCUCCCACGUCUUGGACAUCUUCGGAAAGCCGAACAGGAAGUUCUUCCAGACGUUGGCUCUCUUCGCAAAGGAUGAGGCAGAGAAGAAGCAGCUCCAAAGCAUGGUCGAGAACAGCCAGGAGGGCGCGGCCCUCUACCGGGACUUGACACACGACUUCGCACACCAUGCAGAUGUGCUGAAGAAGUUUGCAAGUGCUCGACCUCCCAUCGAGCACUUGCUUCAGAUGAUGCCAGUCCUCAAGCCCCGCAGCUAUUCGAUUGCCAGCUCUCCGUUGAUGCAUCCGGACAAGAUCCAGCUGUGCGUGGUGUUGGUGGACUGGACGGUGGAGAGCACCAAGGAACUCCGCCUGGGCGAGUGCACAGGCUACAUGCAGCAGCAGAAGCCGGGAGCACAAAUCAUGUGCGCCGUGCGGUCGAGCGCCAUCGUGCUGCCCAAGGAGCCGGAGAAGCCUGUCAUCAUGGCGGGCAUGGGGACAGGAUUGGCCCCGUGGCGUGCUGUCACGCAGGAGCGAGUGAUGCAAGCCAGGCAAGGGCUCAAAGUUGGCAAGUGCAUGCUGUUCUUUGGGGCCCGGUACAAGCAGGAGUGGCUCUACAGAGAGGAGUUUGAGAGCUACGAGAAGGAGGGUGUCCUGCAAAUGCACACGGCCUUCUCGCGAGAGCAGGCACGCAAGAUCUACGUGCAGCACAGAAUAGUGGAGGCGGGAGCCGACGUUGCAGAGAGGAUGUUGAAUCAGGGCGGCCAUUUCUAUGUCUGUGGAUCUGCACGGCAAGUGCCCGAAGAUAUCUAUACCGCCAUGAAGGAAGUAAUGAUGACGCACGAGCGCUGUCCUGAAGAGGACGCGGAAGCGUUACACGGUGGAAGCCUGGUCGUGAGCAGGGAAACUUUAGCUCGCAUGGACCUAGUCGCGGGCUGCAUGGACAAUUUGACAAGCCCCUUCGGUCCCUAUGGUGGUCUUUGCCUCCAGUUCCUGACGCGGAGUCAGGAACGUCAAGAGGAGACCCCGGAGAGGUUGGAGCCCCUUGGGGCAGGGUCUGGUGCGGCAGACAUCGAGUACGAGCAGUUUAUGAAGGCCAAGGAAGUGCAGAGGGUCAUGUUCCAGCAAGAGAACAAGACCAUAGUACAUCAAUGUGCCGACACGGACAUCAUCGAGGCUACCACAGGGUCCAUUGCAUGCAUCGAUGGGAACCAAGCCGCAGCUCACGUUGCCUACGCCCUCAGUGACUGCGCCUUCAUUUAUCCCAUUACGCCGAGCUCUCCGAUGGGAGAGAUGGUGGACGAAUGGGCCGCGCAAGGCCUCAUCAACUGCUAUGGACAGAAGCUCAGUGUGACGGAGAUGCAAAGCGAAGCUGGCGCAGCCGGUGCUCUCCACGGGGCAUUGAAAGCAGGUCAGGGUCUGCUGCUGAUGAUCCCGAACAUGUACAAGAUCGCGGGCGAGUUGCUGCCAUGCGUCAUGCACGUCGCCGCACGGGCUCUGGCGGGACAGGCCUUGUCAAUCUUCGGGGACCACAGCGAUGUGAUGGCCUGCCGCUCGACCGGUUGGGCCAUGCUGGCGUCCGAGUCGGUGGAGAUGGCGCAGGUGAAUGCAAUUGUCGCCCACCUUGUGUCCAUGGAGCGACGGGUCCCAGUGCAGCACUUCUUUGAUGGGUUCCGCACCAGCCACGAAGUGAACAAGAUCAAGCUCAUCGACUACAACACCAUGAAGUCCUUUAUCAAUUGGGAUGCUGUCAAGGAGCAUCAUGACCUAGCAAUGAAUCCUCGCCACCCGCAUGUUCAGGGCACGUCACAGGGUCCCGACAUCUUCUUCCAGUGUGUCGAAGCGGGCAACACCUUCUAUGACGGGCUGGCAGAUCUCUUUGAGGAGAAGGGCAAGCUGGUGCAAGAGCAGACCGGCUUGCACUUCGCCCUCUACGGCUAUGAAGGGCAUCCAGAGGCCAAGCACGUGAUAGUGGUGAUGGGCAGUGCCGCCGUGACUUGCGGAGAGACGGCCAUGUUCUUGUCGAAGCACAAGGGACAACGCGUCGGCGUGCUGAAGGUGCGUCUCUUCCGGCCCUGGGACAGCUCGCGGUUUCUGGCAGCCUUGCCGAAGACAACGGAGCGUAUCUGCGUGCUGGAUCGCACCAAGGAGCAGGGGUCCCAGGGAGAGCCGCUCUUGUUGGAGGUUGCCUCGAUGCUGCAUGCCAGUGCUCACCCGGAGAUCGUCGUCGUCGGAGGCCGCUAUGGGCUGGGCUCGAAAGAGUUCACGCCCAACAUGGUGCUGUCCGUCUUCGAGAAUCUCGCCAAAGACAGCCCGAAGCCUAGAUUCGUCGUGGGCAUCGAAGACGAUGUGACGCACCUGUCUUUGCCGGUGGGCCCAUGGCUCAAUGUGCUUCCAGAGGGCACCACGGAGUGCAUGUUCUAUGGGCUUGGCAGUGAUGGUACCGUCGGGGCAAACAAGAGCGCCGUGAAGAUGAUCGCCCUGGGAACCGAGCUCCAUGCGCAGGCAUACUUCGAGUAUGAUGCCAAGAAGAGCGGUGGCGUGACCAUCAGCCACUUGAGGUUCGGGCCCAAACCAAUUCACGCCCCUUACAACGUCCGUGCUGCCGACUACAUGGCCAUCCACAAGUCGAGCUACGUGCACAACUAUGACAUGACCCGCUACCUGAAGCAGAACGCCGUCUGCGUGAUCAAUUGCUCCUGGGACGUGAAGGAGUUGGAGCAGCAGCUGCCUGCGAAGAUGCGGCGCGAUCUGGCAGAGAAGAAGGCAAAGCUGUUCAUCAUCGAUGCUACCAAGAUAGCAGUGAAGGCCGGCCUGGGCAAGCGCAUCAACAUGAUCAUGCAAACCGUCUUCUUCAAGCUGAGUGCCGUCAUGCCGUACGAAGAGGCCGUGGAGAUGCUGAAGAAGAGCAUCAAGAAGAUGUAUGGCAAGAAGGGCGACAAAGUGGUGAAGAUGAACAUCGAUGGGGUCGAUGCUUCCAUCGAGGGCAUCGUGGAAUGCGAAGUUCCAGCUGCUUGGGCAUCCCUGGCAGUCGACUCGGAGGCUUCCGACGCCAAGAGCAGCAUUGUGGCUUAUGCCAAGGGGCCCCGCAUGUUUCCGGAAGUGCAGAAUGCCUCGCAGUUUGCCACGCAAGUGCAGAAACCUUGCAACAAUCUGGAUGGCAACUCUCUUCCGGUGAGUGCCUUUGUGCCCGGUGGCCGCGUGCCAUGUGGUACCAGUCAGUACGAGAAGCGUGGCAUUGCCAUCCAGGUGCCUACGGUAGACAUGGACAAGUGCACGCAGUGCAACAAGUGCAGUCUGAUCUGCCCCCAUGCAGCGGUGAGACCAUUCCUGAUGACCUCUCAAGAGCUUGGGAAAGCACCGGCAUCGUUCAAGGAAGGCAGUCGUUCUGCCAUCGGAGGAGGUGUUUUGGAUAACUACCAAUACCGCAUUCAGGUGUCGCCUUGGGACUGCACUGGCUGCGAGCUUUGCGUGCGCAUUUGCCCCGCGGAUGCACUUACCUUGGGUCCGGCCGAGAAGGUCAUUCAGGAAGAGGAGGCCAACUGGAACUUCGCCGUGGCGCUGCCAGACCGCGGCGACGAAAUUGACAAGACGACGGUCAAGGGCUCCCAGUUUCAGAAACCAUACCUUGAGUUCUCAGGGGCGUGCGAGGGCUGUGGCGAGACGCCGCACGUGAAGCUGAUGACGCAGCUCUUCGGCGAUCGACUUGUUAUUGCCAAUGCCACAGGCUGCUCCUCGAUCUGGGGUGGCUCCAACCCAUCCUUCCCGUACACCACGAACAACAAGGGAGAGGGUCCUGCAUGGGCCAACUCCUUGUUCGAAGACAACGCUGAGUUCGGCUUCGGCAUGCGCAAGGCCUUCAAGCAGCGCCGCGACUACCUCGCAAUGCAAGUGGAGGACACCUUGGCGGAUAAGUCCGUGACGAUGUCCGACGAACUUCGUCAGGCACUGCAGCAGUUCCUGGUGAUGCGCAAGGAGCAGAUGCACGACCUGUUGCUGCCGAAGGGCCGCAGCAUCUACCAUCAGAUCAUGGAGAAGCUCGUGCCACUUUUGGAGAAGGAAAAGGGCAUGCAUCCAAAGAUCCACAACCUCUACGACUUGGAAGACAUGUUCGGCCGCAGCAGCUUCUGGAUUGUUGGUGGAGACGGCUGGGCCUACGACAUUGGGUACGGUGGCCUGGACCACGUGAUUGCCAGCGAGGAGCACGUGAACAUCCUCGUCCUUGACACGGAGAUGUACAGCAACACGGGCGGUCAGGCAUCCAAGGCAACACCCAAGGGAGCUAUGGCCAAGUUUGCCGAGGGUGGCAAACUCACACAAAAGAAGGACCUGGGCCAGAUGGCCAUGACAUACAAGAACGUUUACGUCGCGAGCAUCUGCGUGCAUGUGAACCCUCAGCAAGCUGUGCGAGCUCUGAUCGAGGCGGAUGCCUAUCCAGGCCCUAGCCUGAUUCUGUCCUACACCCCAUGCAUUAGUCAAGGCUUCCCGAUGGCGGAGUCAAUCCAGCAUUGCCAGAUGGCCGUUGACAGCGGCUACUGGCCCCUCUACCGCUACAAUCCUGAGGCUGCGGCGCAGGGCAACAAUCCCUUCCAGCUCGACAGCCGAAAGAUCAAGGGCGACCUGUUCAAGCUCCUGGCAAAGGAGAACCGCUUCGCAGCCGUGAUGCGUCGGGACCCAAAGCACGCCGAGGAGUUGGACAACAAGCUGCAAGAAAAUGUGGUGCAGAAGAAUCACCUGCUGCAGGUCCUGAACAAAGAGGACUUGGAAGGGCAGUUCUCCAAGCUGGUCGAAGGUCUUUCGGAUGCGAAGAGCUCGGGUGACUCUAUCACGGUGCUAUAUGGCAGUGAGACCGGCAAUGCGGAGGAGCAGGCGAAGAAUCUGAUGCAAGACCUCAUUGCACGCGGACUGAAAUCCACUGUGAGCUCGUUGGAUGACUUCGAGUUCGAGGAGCUGCCAAACCAGAAGAUUGUCAUCUUGGUGGUGUCCACGUGCGGACUGGGCGAAUAUCCGGCCAACUGCAAGCAGACCUGGCUCAAGCUCCAGUCUCCGGAUCUGCCAAUGUCCUGGCUGGCAGGUGUGAAGUUCUGCGUCUUCGGCCUGGGCGACUCCACCUACAGCCAGUUCUGUGUGGCUGCUGCCGGCUUCGACACUCGCUUCGGCGAGCUCGGCGGGCAGCGCAUGCUGAAGCGCGGCGUGGGCGACGACCGUGAUGAGGACAGGUACUACACUGGUUGGGAGGCCUGGCUGCCGGAGCUGUGGAAGGUUCUCGGGGCUCCGGCUUUGCCGCUGAGCCAAGACAUCCCUGCGCCUUCCUAUCGCGUGGAUGCAUCCGCAGGCGACGUGGCAAAGCCACCCAUCAGCGAUGAUGACAUCAUCCCGCCCGGUGCCAACAGACUCACGCUGCUCACCAACAACGUGCUGACAGGGGAUGCCAAGUACGAUCGUGAUAUUCGGCAUUAUGAGUUCAAGAUUGAAGGCACGAACGUUGCGUACAAGACAGGCGAGAGCCUUGCCAUCUGGCCCCGCAACCCGGAAGACAAGGUCCUGGAAUUCUGUGAGAUGAUGGGGUUCGAUGCCGGGCAGCACCUGCGGAUCCUGCCUCUCGAGGGUGCCCGCAACUGGUGUCCUACGGAGCUGAGCGUGCGCCAGCUUUUCUCCCACGUCUUGGACAUCUUCGGAAAGCCGAACAGGAAGUUCUUCCAGACGUUGGCUCUCUUCGCAAAGGAUGAGGCAGAGAAGAAGCAGCUCCAAAGCAUGGUUGAGAACAGCCAGGAGGGUGCCGCCCUUUACCGUGACUUGACACACGACUUCGCACACCAUGCAGAUGUGCUGAAGAGGUUUGCAAGCGCUCGACCUCCCAUCGAGCACUUGCUUCAGAUGAUGCCAGUCCUCAAGCCCCGCAGCUAUUCGAUUGCCAGCUCUCCGUUGAUGCAUCCGGAGAAGAUCCAGCUGUGCGUGGUGUUGGUGGACUGGACGGUGGAGAGCACCAAGGAACUCCGCCUGGGCGAGUGCACAGGCUACAUGCAGCAGCAGAAACCAGGAGCACAAAUCAUGUGCGCCGUGCGAUCGAGCGCCAUCGUGCUGCCCAAGGAGGCGGAGAAGCCUGUCAUCAUGGCGGGCAUGGGGACAGGAUUGGCCCCGUGGCGUGCUGUCACGCAGGAGCGAGUGAUGCAAGCCAGGCAAGGGCUCAAGGUUGGCAAGUGCAUGCUGUUCUUUGGAGCCCGGUACAAGCAGGAGUGGCUCUACAGAGAAGAGUUUGAGAGCUACGAGAAGGAGGGUGUCCUGCAAAUGCACACGGCCUUCUCGCGAGAGCAGGCACGCAAGAUCUACGUGCAGCACAGAAUAGUGGAGGCGGGAGCCGACGUUGCAGAGAGGAUGUUGAAUCAGGGCGGCCACUUCUAUGUGUGUGGAUCUGCACGGCAAGUGCCCGAAGAUAUUUAUACUGCCAUGAAGGAGGUCAUGAUGGCACACGAGCGAUGUCCUGAAGAAGAUGCGGAGGCCAUCCUUUCAAAUUUGAAGAUGGUGCCGGCGCUCUGGAUUUUUAUUCCAGUGAUGGCUCUCCGCGGACAGCGGACAAGCCCCUUCGGUCCCUAUGGUGGCCUUUGCCGCCAGUUUCUGAUGCGGGAUCAGGAACGUCAAGAGGAAACCCCGCAGAGAUUAGAGCAGCUUGGGGCAGGGUCUGGUGCGGCAGACGUCGAGUACGAGCAGUUUAUGAAGGCCAAGGAAGUGCAGAGGGUUAUGUUCCAGCAAGAGAACAAGACCAUAGUACAUCAAUGUGCCGACACGGACAUCAUCGAGGCUACCACAGGGUCCAUUGCAUGCAUCGAUGGGAACCAAGCCGCAGCUCACGUUGCCUACGCCCUCAGUGACUGCGCCUUCAUUUAUCCCAUCACGCCGAGCUCUCCGAUGGGAGAGAUGGUGGACGAAUGGGCCGCGCAAGGCCUCAUCAACUGCUACGGACAGAAGCUCAGUGUGACGGAGAUGCAAAGCGAAGCUGGUGCAGCCGGUGCUCUCCACGGGGCAUUGAAAGCAGGUCAGGGUCUGCUGCUGAUGAUCCCGAACAUGUACAAGAUCGCGGGCGAGUUGCUGCCAUGCGUCAUGCACGUCGCCGCACGGGCUCUGGCGGGACAGGCCUUGUCCAUCUUCGGCGACCACAGCGAUGUGAUGGCCUGCCGCUCGACCGGUUGGGCCAUGCUGGCGUCCGAGUCGGUGGAGAUGGCGCAGGUGAAUGCAAUUGUCGCCCACCUUGUGUCCAUGGAGCGACGGGUCCCAGUGCAGCACUUCUUUGAUGGGUUCCGCACCAGCCACGAGGUGAACAAGAUCAAGCUCAUCGACUACAACACCAUGAAGUCCUUCAUCAACUGGGAAUCUGUUCAGGAACAUCAUGACCUAGCAAUGAAUCCUCGCCACCCGCACGUUCAGGGCACGUCGCAGGGUCCCGACAUCUUCUUCCAGUGUGUCGAGGCGGGCAACCGCUUCUAUGACGGGCUGGCGGAUCUCUUUGAGGAGAAGGGCAAGCUGGUGCAAGAGCAGACCGGCUUGCACUUCGCCCUCUACGGCUAUGAAGGGCAUCCAGAGGCCAAGCACGUGAUUGUGGUGAUGGGCAGUGCCGCCGUGACUUGCGGAGAGACGGCCACGUUCUUGUCGAAGCACAAGGGGCAACGUGUCGGUGUGCUGAAGGUGCGUCUUUUCCGGCCCUGGGACAGCUCGCGGUUUCUGGCAGCUUUGCCAAAAACAACUGAGCGUAUCUGCGUGCUGGAUCGCACCAAGGAGCAGGGGUCCCAAGGAGAGCCGCUCUUGUUGGAGGUUUCCUCGAUGCUUCAAUUUAGUGCUCAUUCCGAUAUCGUCGUCGUCGGAGGCCGCUACGGACUGGGCUCAAAAGAGUUCACGCCCAACAUGGUGCUGUCCGUCUUCGAGAAUCUCACCAAGGACAGCCCGAAGCCUAGGUUCACCGUGGGCAUCGAAGACGAUGUCACACACCUGUCUUUGCCUGUGGGCCCGUGGCUCAAUGUGCUUCCAGAGGGCACCACGGAGUGCAUGUUCUAUGGGCUUGGCAGUGAUGGUACCGUCGGGGCAAACAAGAGCGCCGUGAAGAUGAUUGCCCUGGGAACCGAGCUCCAUGCGCAGGCAUACUUCGAGUAUGAUGCCAAGAAGAGCGGUGGCGUGACAAUCAGCCACUUGAGGUUCGGGCCCAAACCAAUUCACGCCCCUUACAACGUCCGUGCUGCCGACUACAUGGCCAUCCACAAGUCCAGCUACGUGCACAACUAUGACAUGACCCGCUACCUGAAGCAGAACGCCGUCUGCGUGAUCAAUUGCUCCUGGGACGUGAAGGAGUUGGAGCAGCAGCUGCCUGCGAAGAUGCGGCGCGAUCUGGCAGAGAAGAAGGCAAAGCUGUUCAUCAUCGAUGCUACCAAGAUUGCGGUGAAGGCCGGCCUGGGCAAACGCAUCAACAUGAUCAUGCAAACCGUCUUCUUCAAGCUGAGUGCCGUCAUGCCGUACGAAGAGGCCGUGGAGAUGCUGAAGAAGAGCAUCAAGAAGAUGUAUGGCAAGAAGGGCGACAAAGUGGUGAAAAUGAACAUCGAUGGGGUCGAUGCUUCAAUCGAGGGCAUCGUGGAAUGCGAAGUUCCAGCUGCUUGGGCAUCUCUGGCAGUCGACACGGAGGCUUCCGAUGCCAAGAAAAGCAUGGUCGCCUAUGCCAAGGGGCCCCGCAUGUUUCCGGAAGUGCAGAAUGCCUCGCAGUUUGCCGCGCAAGUGCAGAAACCUUGCAACAAUCUGGAUGGUAACUCUCUUCCUGUGAGCGCCUUUGUGCCCGGUGGCCGCGUGCCAUGUGGUACCAGUCAGUACGAGAAGCGUGGCAUUGCCAUCCAGGUGCCUACGGUAGACAUGGACAAGUGCACUCAGUGCAACAAGUGCAGUCUGAUCUGCCCCCAUGCAGCUGUGAGACCAUUCCUGAUGACCUCUCAAGAGCUUGGGAAAGCACCGGCAUCGUUCAAGGAAGGCAGUCGUUCUGCCAUCGGAGGAGGUGUGUUGGAUAACUACCAAUACCGCAUUCAGGUGUCGCCUUGGGACUGCACUGGCUGCGAGCUUUGCGUGCGCAUUUGCCCCGCGGAUGCACUUACCUUGGGUCCGGCCGAGAAGGUCAUUCAGGAAGAGGAGGCCAACUGGAACUUCGCCGUGGCGCUACCAGACCGCGGCGACGAAAUUGACAAGACGACGGUCAAGGGCUCCCAGUUUCAGAAACCAUACCUUGAGUUCUCAGGGGCGUGCGAGGGCUGUGGCGAGACGCCGCACGUGAAGCUGAUGACACAGCUCUUCGGCGAUCGACUUGUUAUUGCCAAUGCCACAGGCUGCUCCUCGAUCUGGGGUGGCUCCAACCCAUCCUUCCCGUACACCACGAACAACAAGGGAGAGGGUCCUGCAUGGGCCAACUCCUUGUUCGAAGACAACGCUGAGUUCGGCUUCGGCAUGCGCAAGGCCUUCAAGCAGCGCCGCGACUACCUCGCAAUGCAAGUGGAGGACACCUUGGCGGAUAAGUCCGUGACGAUGUCCGACGAACUUCGUCAGGCACUGCAGCAGUACUUGGUGAUGCGCAAGGAGCAGAUGCACGACCUCUUGCUGCCCAAGGGCCGCAGCAUCUACCAUCAGAUCAUGGAGAAGCUCGUGCCGCUUUUGGAGAAGGAGAAGACCGCACAUCCAAAGAUCCACAACCUCUACGACUUGGAAGACAUGUUCGGCCGCAGCAGCUUCUGGAUUGUUGGUGGGGACGGCUGGGCCUACGACAUCGGGUACGGUGGCCUGGACCACGUGAUUGCCAGCGAGGAGCACGUGAACAUCCUCGUCCUUGACACGGAGAUGUACAGCAACACGGGCGGUCAGGCGUCCAAGGCAACACCCAAGGGAGCGAUGGCCAAGUUUGCCGAGGGUGGCAAGCUCACGCAAAAGAAGGACCUGGGCCAGAUGGCCAUGGCGUACAAGAACGUUUACGUCGCAAGCAUUUGCGUACAUGUGAACCCUCAGCAAGCUGUGCGAGCCAUGAUUGAGGCGGAUGCCUAUCCAGGCCCUAGCCUGAUUCUGUCCUACACCCCAUGCAUUAGUCAAGGCUUCCCGAUGGCGGAGUCAAUCCAGCAUUGCCAGAUGGCCGUUGACAGCGGCUACUGGCCGCUCUACCGCUAUAAUCCUGAGGCUGCGGCGCACGGCAACAAUCCCUUCCAGCUCGACAGCCGAAAGAUCAAGGGCGACCUGUUCAAGCUCCUGGCAAAGGAGAACCGCUUCGCAGCCGUGAUGCGUCGCGACCCAAAGCACGCCGAGGAGUUGGACAACAAGCUGCAAGAAAAUGUGGUGCAGAAGAAUCACCUGCUGCAGGUCCUAAACAAAGAGGACUUGGAAGGGCAGUUUUGCAAGUUGGUCGAAGGUCUUUCGGAUGCGAAGAGCUCGGGUGACUCCAUCACGGUGCUAUAUGGCAGUGAGACCGGCAAUGCGGAGGAGCAGGCGAAGAAUCUGAUGCAAGACCUCAUUGCACGCGGACUGAAAUCCACGGUGAGCUCGUUGGAUGACUUCGAGUUCGAGGAGCUGCCAAACCAGAAGAUUGUCAUCUUGGUGGUGUCCACGUGCGGACUGGGCGAAUAUCCGGCCAACUGCAAGCAGACCUGGCUCAAGCUCCAGUCUCCGGAUCUGCCAAUGUCCUGGCUGGCGGGCGUGAAGUUCUGCGUCUUCGGCCUGGGCGACUCCACCUACAGCCAGUUCUGUGUGGCUGCUGCCGGCUUCGACACCCGCUUCGGCGAGCUCGGCGGGCAGCGCAUGCUGAAGCGCGGCGUGGGCGACGACCGUGAUGAGGACAGGUACUACACUGGUUGGGAGGCCUGGCUGCCGGAGCUGUGGAAGGUUCUCGGGGCUCCGGCUUUGCCGCUGAGCCAAGACAUCCCUGCGCCUUCCUAUCGCGUGGAUGCAUCCGCAGGCGACGUGGCAAAGCCACCCAUCAGCGAUGAUGACAUCAUUCCGCCCGGUGCCAACAGACUCACGCUGCUCACCAACAACGUGCUGACAGGGGAUGCCAAGUACGAUCGUGAUAUUCGGCAUUAUGAGUUCAAGAUUGAAGGCACCAACGUUGCGUACAAGACAGGCGAGAGCCUUGCCAUCUGGCCCCGCAACCCGGAAGACAAGGUCCUGGAAUUCUGUGAGAUGAUGGGCUUCGAUGCUGGGCAGCACCUGCGGAUCCUGCCUCUCGAGGGUGCCCGCAACUGGUGUCCUACGGAGCUGAGCGUGCGCCAGCUUUUCUCCCACGUCUUGGACAUCUUCGGAAAGCCGAACAGGAAGUUCUUCCAGACGUUGGCUCUCUUCGCAAAGGAUGAGGCAGAGAAGAAGCAGCUCCAAAGCAUGGUUGAGAACAGCCAGGAGGGUGCCGCCCUUUACCGUGACUUGACACACGACUUCGCACACCAUGCAGAUGUGCUGAAGAAGUUUGCUAGUGCACGACCUCCUAUCGAGCACUUGCUUCAGAUGAUGCCAGUCCUCAAGCCCCGCAGCUAUUCGAUUGCCAGCUCUCCGUUGAUGCAUCCGGACAAGAUCCAGCUGUGCGUGGUGUUGGUGGACUGGACGGUGGAGAGCACCAAGGAACUCCGCCUGGGCGAGUGCACAGGCUACAUGCAGCAGCAGAAGCCGGGAGCACAAAUCAUGUGCGCCGUGCGAUCGAGCGCAAUUGUGCUGCCCAAGGAGCCGGAGAAGCCUGUCAUCAUGGCGGGCAUGGGGACAGGAUUGGCCCCGUGGCGUGCUGUCACGCAGGAGCGAGUGAUGCAAGCCAGGCAAGGGCUCAAAGUUGGCAAGUGCAUGCUGUUCUUUGGGGCCCGGUACAAGCAGGAGUGGCUCUACAGAGAGGAGUUUGAGAGCUACGAGAAGGAGGGUGUCCUGCAAAUGCACACGGCCUUCUCGCGAGAGCAGGCACGCAAGAUCUACGUGCAGCACAGAAUAGUGGAGGCGGGAGCCGACGUUGCAGAGAGGAUGUUGAAUCAGGGCGGCCACUUCUAUGUCUGUGGAUCUGCACGGCAAGUGCCCGAGGAUAUCUAUACUGCCAUGAAGGAGGUCAUGAUGGCACACGAGCGAUGUCCUGAAGAGGAGGCGGAGGCGAUCCUCUCAAAUUUGAAGAUGGAAGGCCGUUACACGGUGGAAGCUUGGUCGUGA
Symbiodinium sp. CCMP2592 is the source of this 16899-nucleotide messenger RNA. NCBI's taxonomy places the organism in Eukaryota, Dinophyceae, Suessiales, Symbiodiniaceae. The record is from the annotation of a GenBank genome assembly.